This is a messenger RNA of Penicillium vulpinum, 1821 nucleotides long. RefSeq names its product oxygen-dependent protoporphyrinogen oxidase (gene hem14). The coding region runs from base 1 to 1821 and encodes 606 amino acids. Lineage: Eukaryota; Fungi; Ascomycota; Eurotiomycetes; Eurotiales; Aspergillaceae. Gene Ontology annotation, molecular function: protoporphyrinogen oxidase activity, oxygen as acceptor. The record is from RefSeq and is a predicted model, not a curated record. Gene Ontology annotation, cellular component: mitochondrial inner membrane. Gene Ontology annotation, biological process: heme biosynthetic process. The transcript has 3 exons.
AUGCGGCUACCAUAUGCCUCUAGAACAUUAAGACUGGGACAACGGCAAUUGAAUUCUCUCCUCAAUGGUCAAAAUCGCACGUAUCAUGCCGCCGUGCUUGGCGGUGGCAUCACAGGGCUCACAGCCGCCUGGCAACUCGCGCAAGACCCCACAUGCGAAUCAAUCAAUCUUUUUGAAAAGACAGACCGGCUCGGAGGUUGGAUCGGCUCUGAAACAAUCCCUGUCGAUGGUGGCAACAUCGUGUUCGAGUAUGGGCCGCGGACGUUGAGAAGCUCGCUGCCAGGGUCACUCCCUCUGCUUUACCUGGCUACAAAUCUAGGCUUGUACAAAGAUCUCAUUAUUACCCCGAACACGAGCCCCGCGGCCCAGAAUCGCUACAUCUACUACCCGGACCAUCUUGUUCGCAUGCCGGCGCCGAAGCCUGAGCUUUCUUUUGCGGAGAACUUUGACAGUUUCGUGAAUACUUUGAAGGAGCCGCUAUUUAGCAAAUUUCCUUCAGGGAUAGUGAAGGAUAUCUUCGCUCCACCCCGACACCCAACUGAAUGGGCGAAGGAUGAGUCUGUUGCAGACUUCAUCGGACGUCGUUUUGGUCCCAAUGUUGCGGAUAAUCUAGUCUCAGCUGUAUACCAUGGAAUUUAUGCUGGUGAUAUCAAUCGAUUGAGUGCCCAAACACUGUUGGGUGCCGUCCGCAACCUUGAGGGAGGCGUCGGGGGCGUCGGUGGGGUUGUUUCUGGUGGAGUUACGGCAUCUCUUAUCUCCAGGUCGUUCUCCAAAACAAAGACCCGGAAUAUGGAUGAUUUUAUGGCCAUAGAUGUUAUGCCUGCAGGCCCCGAAUUAGUACGUCGUCAGCAUGAUUUAGAAGUCCUCGCGGCUGGAGCUAGUACUUUCACCUUUAAGAGGGGAGUUGGUCAGCUUAUUGGAGCACUGAUCGCUUCGUUGGAAGCAUCCGGUAAAGUGCGCUUCCAAAUUAACACGGAGAUCACUGAUUUGGGUCUAUGGAACAAGCAAAGCAUUAUUGCGAUGGCACAUCGGUCACCUACGUCCGGUGAAAUCAAGGGGUUGCGUUAUGAAUAUGUCAUCUCCACUAUUCCUCCAGUUGCACUUGCGAAGGCCCUGCCCAAAACGGAGGGUGCACUGGCCAAAUCUCUACUACACAAACAGAAUUACGCCGUGACUGUAAUGGUCGUCAAUCUCUAUUACCCAAAUCCUAACCUUCUGCCUGUGGAGGAUGGCUUUGGAUACCUCAUACCACGAUCGAUACCAUACGAGCAGAAUCCAGAAUGUGGACUUGGCGUCAUUUUCGCCUCGUCGUCUAGUGUAGGGAACGGACCGGAUCCUUCGUCAACUGAAGUCAGCCAAGAUUCUGCCCCUGGAACGAAACUCACUGUCAUGCUAGGCGGACAUUACUGGGAUGGCUUCGAAGAGUAUCCAGACCACGACACCGCAGUGAAAAUGGCCCGCGACAUGCUCAAAAGACACAUGAAUAUCACUGAUACCCCAACUGUCGCUCGGAGUCGUCUUCAGAAGGAUGCCAUUCCCCAGUAUACAGUCGGCCACCUGGACCGCAUGUAUAAGCUCUCGAACACAGUUCGUAGUGAGUACAAGGGACGGCUCAUUCUCGCAGGAAAUUGGUAUAAUGGCGUAAGUGUGGGAGACUGUGUCAAGCAGGGUAUUCUAUCUGCCACCUAUGGCAUUGGAAGAAACUUGCUCAACAGUGAGCCCAGUCCAUGGCGUCCGUGGACUUCCUUUGAACAUAAACGCUGGAACCUCAAGGGUGGCAUUGUGAUGCCUCCUGUUCGACUGUUCGACUCCAAAAUCUGA